CAGAGAUCAGAUCGUGUGAGGAGAGUCCCACGGUGUCCUGCUUGAAGUCUGUCACUCUAAAUGCAUUUGGAACUAUUGUCAUCAUCAAAUCAACCCUGAGUGUGUCAGUCAAUGGAAUGGUUACCACAAUGCCGUUGGUCCACCGCCACUUUAUGAUCUUCAAGCCCUCCACAUUCUACAUCAUUGUUCACACCUAUACUGGGCUUCAAGUGGAGAUUCAGCUGACCCCCAUCAUGCAGGUUAACAUCAUAGCCAGCACCGCUUCCAAAUCAAAAACAAGCGGUCUGUGUGGAAACUUUAAUGAUGUCCUGAAUGACGACUUCAAAACCGAGAGUGGGUUGACUGAGGGAAAUGCGGUGACUUUUGCCAACACCUGGAAGGCCCUGUACAGCUGUCCGGAUGUGAAGCAAACCAAUGACGACCCCUGUGACAUGAGUGUGAGCAGAGCCAACUAUGCCAAGGAAUGGUGUUCCCUGCUCACUGCUCCCAAUGGACUUUUCUCCCCCUGUCACUCAGAAAUCAGUCCAAAAUUCUACAAAGACAACUGUAUGUACGACAGCUGCAACUGCCACAAGAGUGAGGACUGCAUGUGCGCGGCUUUGUCCUCCUACGUUCAGGCCUGUUCAGCCAGGGGCAUCCUGUUCCCAGGCUGGAGGAACACCACCUGUGGCAAUGCUACGACCUGUCCCCAGACCAUGGUCUACUCAUACAACACAGUGAGCUGUGAACGGACUUGUUUAUCGCUUAGCAACCAAGAGCCCAGCUGUCGGGUGAAGUUCGGACCAGUGGAUGGUUGUAGCUGUGCACAGGGCACCUACAUGAAUGACAAGGGCGAGUGCGUGUUGGCGACCGCCUGUCCCUGUGUUCACAACAACGAAAUCUUGCAGCCACAAGAAAUCAUCAAGAAGGGUGGGAUUUCUUGCACCUCAACCAACGUUGCUUGUUUGUGUUGUGACGUUCCAAUAUUGCAUAGAUUUUUAACGGCUGUGUUGACUGAGAGAGUGUUAUUUUUAUACAGUACCUGCAGACGUGGAGCACUGCACUGCACUGGACAUUCACAUGAAGAAACCUGCUCAAGUAGUAUGAUCUAUGUGAACUGCACCACCUCCCUGCUGGGAGCAAAGGGUGCAGAGUGUCAGAGAACCUGUCAUACAGGAUACGAUGGCUGUGUUAGCACACAGUGUGCAUCUGGCUGCAUGUGUCCCUCUGGUCGACUGUCUGAUGGGAGAGGUGGGUGCGUGAAGGAAGAGGACUGUCCGUGUGUCCACUACGGUGUCUACUAUCAGCCAGGAGAUACCGUCAAGGACGACUGCAACACAUGCACUUGCAGAAACAGAAAGUGGCAAUGCACAGAUGAAAAAUGCUACAGCACUUGUGCGAUCUAUGGUGAUGGACAUUACGUAACCUUUGACGGGAAACGCUACACAUUCGAUGGAGAAUGUGAUUAUAUACUCACUGAGGAUGCCAGUCGUUCAGAUAACGGCUCAUUCCACAUCAUCACUGAGAAUAUCCGCUGUGGGACAACGGGGACUACGUGCUCCAAAGCUAUUAAGAUCUUUGUUGGGGGAAAUGAGAUUAAACUGUCAGAGGAUGAUACCGAAGUUAUUAAACAAAGCGACCAUUCAGAGCCAUAUCAUAUCCACACCAUCGGGAUAUAUCUGGUGAUCGAGACGAGACGAUUCAUUCUGAUGUGGGAUAAAAAGACAACUCUUAUGAUAAGACUGAGCCCAGAAUUACAGGGCAAGGUCCGUGGCCUUUGUGGAAACUACGACGGCAACGGCAACAAUGAACUCAUCACUAGGGCAGGGGCGGACGUCCUUGAUGUUUUGUCCUUCGGGAACAGCUGGACCUUCUCUGCUAGCUGUCCACAGGCGGUGGAGGUGAAAAACCCAUGCGUCACCAAGCCCCACAGGGAGGCCUGGGCACACAAACAGUGCAGCAUCAUCAAGAGCAAGGUGUUCGGUGACUGCCACCUUCGGGUGGACUCCUCUCAAUACUACGCUGCAUGCGUGAGGGACACGUGUGCCUGUGACAGCGGGGGGGACUGCGAUUGCUUCUGCACAGCCGUGGCGGCCUACGCUGCAGCAUGCAGGGCUAAGGGUGCCUGCGUCUCCUGGAGGAGGCCUCACAUCUGCCGUGAGUGCCCACACCACAAACAAUCACAAUAG
Clupea harengus (Atlantic herring) is the source of this 2168-nucleotide messenger RNA. RefSeq names its product mucin-2-like. Bases 117 to 2168 code for a protein of 683 amino acids. The transcript is spliced from 16 exons. Gene Ontology annotation, molecular function: protein binding. The record is from RefSeq and is a predicted model, not a curated record. Gene Ontology annotation, cellular component: extracellular matrix. NCBI's taxonomy places the organism in Eukaryota, Metazoa, Chordata, Actinopteri, Clupeiformes, Clupeidae.